Messenger RNA from Danio aesculapii, 1548 nucleotides. RefSeq names its product polymerase (DNA directed), beta (gene polb). Bases 110 to 1114 code for a protein of 334 amino acids. Gene Ontology annotation, biological process: double-strand break repair via nonhomologous end joining. Gene Ontology annotation, molecular function: DNA-directed DNA polymerase activity; DNA binding. The transcript is spliced from 14 exons. Gene Ontology annotation, cellular component: nucleus. NCBI's taxonomy places the organism in Eukaryota, Metazoa, Chordata, Actinopteri, Cypriniformes, Danionidae. The record is from RefSeq and is a predicted model, not a curated record.
UGCUAAUGCUAAGGCUUUGUCCAGUUUUGUUGAACACUCACUCAGCUGCUGGAUUGUAUAAAGUGAUAAUAAACACAGUUUCCUUUAAAAAGUCAAGCGUUUGUUAAAUAUGAGUAAACGAAAAGCGCCACAAGAAUCUCUGAACGAAGGAAUCACUGAUUUCCUCGUAGAGCUGGCCAAUUAUGAGAGAAAUGUCAACAGAGCCAUCCAUAAAUACAAUGCUUACAGAAAAGCAGCGUCUGUCAUCGCAAAAUACCCUCAGAAGAUCAAAAGUGGGACUGAAGCAAAGAAACUGGAUGGAGUCGGCGCAAAGAUAGCGGAGAAAAUCGAUGAGUUUUUAACAACAGGAAAACUGCGCAAGCUGGAAAAGAUUCGCAAUGACGACACAAGCUCCUCCAUCAACUUCCUAACCAGAGUGACUGGAAUCGGUCCUGCUGCCGCCAGGAAGUUUUUUGAGGAGGGCGUCAGGAAUUUAGAAGAUUUGAAGAAGAUCGAACACAAACUCAAUCAUCAUCAGCAGAUCGGGUUAAAAUACUUUGAGGAGUUUGAGAAGAGAAUCCCUCGUUCAGAGAUGCAAAAAAUGGAGGCUCUGAUAUUGAAAGAACUGGAUAUAGUGGAUCCAGAGUACAUCGGCACCAUCUGCGGCAGCUACAGAAGAGGAGCAGAGUCGAGUGGUGAUAUUGAUAUACUGCUAACCCAUCCAGACUUCACAUCUCAGUCUGAGAAACAGCCGAAGCUCCUUCAUGCCGUUGUGGAUCAUUUUGAGUCCAUCGGCUUCAUUACUGACACACUGUCUAAAGGAGACACUAAAUUCAUGGGUGUGUGUCAGCUGCAGAAAGAAGAGGAGGAGGAGUUUUUACACCGCCGUAUUGACAUCAGGCUUAUCCCUAAAGAUCAGUAUUACUGCGGUGUGCUGUAUUUCACUGGCAGUGAUAUAUUCAACAAGAACAUGAGGACUCACGCGCUGGAGAAAGGCUUCACACUCAACGAGUACACCAUCCGUCCACUGGGCGUCACUGGUGUGGCUGGAGAGCCUCUGCUGGUGGACAGUGAGAAGGACAUCUUUGACUACAUCCAGUGGAAAUACAGAGAGCCGAAGGACCGCAGCGAGUGAAACAAACCACAAUAAAGAGCAGACUGUGUGUGUGUGUGUUGGUCAUUUAGCUCAUAAUAGUGUAUUUUAAUAGUAGAAAAGACAAAGGGAGCGAUGUGUUUGAGUUUUUAAACUCACUAAAGCAGCUACAUGACUGCUGUUGAUGGUGCUUUUUAGUUAUAAUAGUCAUGUAUAUUAUUUUGUGUUAAAUACAAGAGUGAAGAAAGAAAGAAUGUUGUGGUUUUGUAGAUAUCAUAUUGUUUCUGAUAAAGCAGCAAACAUGUCUUUCAGCAUACUUCCUUACUAAAACAAUAUGAAUGAUGUUAUUUAAAGUCUGUCUGAUCUAUUAUGAUGUUAUUGGGAUAUUUUUGUUGGGAUGAUAGUCUAGCUGUAUUAUGAUGAUGCAGGAUUUCUGUGUAAAAAUUUGGAUUGUCCAUUAAAAAUCCCACACAUCA